Molecule: messenger RNA, 1260 nt
Organism: Mangifera indica (mango)
Lineage: Eukaryota; Viridiplantae; Streptophyta; Magnoliopsida; Sapindales; Anacardiaceae
Product: transcription termination factor MTEF1, chloroplastic
Exons: 2
Coding region: 30-1064 (344 amino acids)
Biological process (GO): regulation of DNA-templated transcription
Molecular function (GO): double-stranded DNA binding
Source: RefSeq, a predicted model, not a curated record
UUCACCAAAACAAUCUACAAAAUCUGGAUAUGAGCCAAUCAAUUUUGCAUAAAUCGCCACGUAUAAGACCAAUGGGAUUAGAUUUUAAAGGAAAAAUCUCCAUCUCCCCGUCUCUCAACACAAACAACACUAACACCAUGUCAGCAACAGCUUUACGCUCACCUCUCUGUAUCUCUUCUUCACAAUCACAAUCUGAAGCACAAUCAUCUUCUCCCUCAAAUUCCCAGCAUCAGCUGAGUUUCCACUUGGCUACCAAACCCAAAAGUCUUCUCCAGAAUCAUCCACUCUACCCACCUACCCAUGCAAAUCUCUCCAUCCAAAUCCAAGAAAAAAUCAUCUUUCUUGAAAUCAUGGGCAUUGACUCAGGCAAGGCUUUAUCUCUUAACCCUUCUCUCCAGUCAGCUCCUCUUCAUUCCAUUCAUUCCAUUAUUUCAUUCCUCCAAUCCAGAGGCAUCCUCCACAAGGACUUGCCCAGAAUCUUCGGCAUGUGCCCAAAACUCCUCACUGCUAACAUCAAAACAGACAUUGACCCUGUUUUCAACUUCCUCUCACAAGACUUAAAAGUCCCGGAACACAACUUCAGGAGGGUCAUCAACAAGUGCCCACGAUUGCUUGUUUCUAGUGUCAGAGACCAACUCAAACCGGCUUUGUUUUGGCUUCAAAGACUUGGCUUCAAGGACUUGGACGUUUUGGCUUAUCAAGACUCGGUUUUGUUGGUGUCCAGUGUAGAAAACACCUUGAUUCCCAAGCUUAAGUAUUUACAGGGUAUUGGUUUGUCGAAGGAUGAGGCGGUGGCUAUGGUUUUGAGGUGCCCGGGGCUGUUUACUUUCAGUCUUGAAAAUAAUUAUAAGCCCAAAUAUGAGUACUUUGUGGAGGAAAUAAAGGGGGAGUUGGAAGAGUUGAAAGAUUUUCCUCAGUAUUUUGCUUUUAGUUUGGAAAAGAGAAUCAAGCCUAGACACAUUGAGAGUGUGAAAAGUGGGGUGAAAUUGUCUUUGCCAACCAUGCUUAAGAGCACUGAUGAAGAGUUCAAUGAAUUGCUGAAGCGAGGGCUAGUAAAGAGUUAACGCAUAGCUAGCUUGCGUGUGCUUCAGGGAUGCAAAGUGUGAUAGUAUGUUAGACUCUCAAAUGCAAGGUAUGAAACUUGAAUCUUACAUUAGAAAAUAUGAAUUUUUAGUUUAAAAUUCAAUCAGUCUCUUAAUCAUACCCAAUUGUGUAUAUGUAAACACUAAUAUAAAUAAAGGGGAAAGGACAAUUUCCCAC